This is a messenger RNA of Boeremia exigua, 1416 nucleotides long. RefSeq lists its product as uncharacterized. The transcript is spliced from 2 exons. Bases 1 to 1416 code for a protein of 471 amino acids. The record is from RefSeq and is a predicted model, not a curated record. Lineage: Eukaryota; Fungi; Ascomycota; Dothideomycetes; Pleosporales; Didymellaceae.
AUGCACGUCUUCAACAGCGCAACGGAGCUUGCUGAGCCUGAUGGGACUAAGAGAGGCGUGAAAACAACGAGCGCCUGCACUUAUAUCUCACCAGAGCGCCUUGAGGCCACGCCGCCAGCAAGCCCUACUCCGCGUAAUUCAGCAAACAAGCUCUGGACUAAAUGUACUCGUCGCGAGGCCUACAACCAACACAUGAGAAUAUGGGCAUCCCAUCACGAUUCGUCCGCCUACUUCCAAGGCAGCAUCAGUCUGCAUCCGCAAGGCACUUUCCCUACUGAAGAUGUGGAAUUGGGCAUGUCGGUCAACUGCAUCUUGACUGAUGCGUCUGCUAGAGGCAAAUCGAAGAGCAUCAUUGUCCGCUUGUUCAAAUCUCAGCGGUAUGACGCCCAUGAUUCUCGACAGAAAGUGCGGGGGAAGAGGGAAGCUCAGGUUGCGCCUUAUCUACUGGUCAUUCGUAGUGGGUCAGGUUGGAUAACCGCUCGUCAGUAUCUUGACCAGCUUCAUUUUGCUCAGCAUACGGACAUUGGGAAGGAGAGGGAGGCUGAUCCCCAGCAACUCUCAAUCUCAACUCGCUCGAGGCACCUCAGAGCUCCUGCUUCUGCAAAAGAUAUCAUCAAGAUAAGCCCGCUGUUCCGGCCAUUCCUUAGACUACCGCAAGAGCUGCAGGACGAGAUUCUUUACAAGGCGGCCGGCUACACUCGCGAUAUUUGUCUUAGUCAUACAGACUGUGCUGGACGUUCUUCAUUGGUGUCGGAACCCCCGAUCACAAUAUCGAAGCUUUUUCGGAUAUCCAAACGCGCCAACGAGGAUCUGGUGCCCCACAUCUUCUGCAGUACAAACUUCCAUUUCGGCAUGACAGGCUUCACCAAGUUCCUCUGGCAACUGGGACCUACCAAUCGUUCUGAGCUACGGCACAUCACCUUCCACUUUGGCAAGGCGUCUCUGCUGCAUUGCAUGCGCUGGAUGGCACCAGACACGGUCUGGGAAUUAUUCAAACCUCCAGUGGCAUCAAGUCCCCCAACUUUGACGUAUUUCUGGCGAUGCCAGCUUCGGGACUUGAUGAAAGAGUUGACCCUCUUGACGUUGACGAUCGACAUAACAGACGUGCCGCCCGCCGAUGUGCCCAUGCUCGUCAGGAUCAUCAACACCGCUGUGGACAGUGUCGAGCGCAUCCGAGUCAUUGACAAUAAGUUCCGCUCUGGAAGCUGUGCUGAAAAUGGCGCACAGGACCUGAGCGCGCGAUUCCCAGACAUGCAACAUUCUACGUGGAGGGAACUCAGUCUGCAGUAUCACAAGGACUACAAGUGCCACAGGUGGCACAUGCAGAAUAUACUGGUAAUGCGCAAUGUGGACUACAACUACGUGCCGAUCUUGGAGACAUGGAUGAACCAAGAAAAGAGUUUCUUUGACUCGUAG